AUGAGGAUAGAAGGAGAAAAAGGUGUGAAAACACAAUCCGCGCCAAAACAUUGGCCGCGGACGCGCAAAAGAAAUUUUGGCCGAGCAAUUCCAAUCUGGCCGACCGUACGGUCGAGCCGGGAAGGAAUAGCCGUGCUCGGCCGGAUCAUCUACUUGCGCGACAGAAAACGUUCGCGCCACGCACGAACCGGGAAAGACGGCCGCGAUCGGCCGAAAUUUUCGUAUCGGAACGGACCGACCGUGCCGGUCGAUCCGGGAAACAAACGAUCGGCCUCGGCCGAAAUCUCUCGGCCAAACAAAUUUGGCCGACCAAAUCGCUCGACCGCGACAAAAUCGGCCAUCGGCCCAAAACUUUUCGGCCAAGGUACACCAAUGGCAAAGACAAAAGGAAAUGAGAGUAUGAAGAAGAAGAAGAACCCAUUCAUGGAACCACCAAAGAAGCAAAUCAAGCUAGGGAGUAGUAGCUCCAAUGCAAGAGCAGCAAUACCAACUUCACCACAUUCCAUUGAUGCAAUCAAGAACAUGUGGAGAGUCCAAGAGAGAGAAGAUGAUUGGGCACUUGUAACCUUUGUUGGAGAACAAAAUCAAGACCCAAGAAAGUGUAAGAAGGCAAUGGAGAAGGUGAACAUCGAGCCAUGUGUGAAGAUGGACACCCAAACCCUUGAUCUUCUCAAGAUAAGAGAUGAUGUCACAUGGUACAUAAGGAAGCUAGGCUUGAGCAAGCUCUUCAAGCUAGAAUGUAGUGAGUACUCACAACUCACCAAGGAGUUCCUCUCUACAGUAGCUCUUGCCUUUCCCAACCACAAUGGAGACCAACCAGCUGCCAUUCGCUAUGUGCACCGCCUCAUCUCCACCACUUUCCAAUGCAAACAAGAAGCCAACAAGGUCACAACUGAUGAGUUCUACAUCCUCACCACACCAUUCAUCAAGCAUGAGUACAAGGCCAACCUUGGACUUUUACUUGCCAAGACAUUCAUCAAUGUGAGGAAGCUAGCUAAAGACUUGGAAGGCAACAAGAAGCUUUGUGUUCGUUUUGGGAGGCUUAUCACGGCCAUAGUACUGCAUGUGGGGAUUGACAUUCCCAACUAUGAGCCACUACCCAAGCCAACCCCUUUGGAUCUCCAUGCUCUUCAGCACAUCCACUUCCUAAACCGUUGGACUAAAGACCCAACUCGCCUACGCUCAGGAGUUGUCACUUUCCAGCCCAAUGAGGAAGACUUCUAUGUUCCAUCAAGUGAGAAACCAUCAUUCCCCAUGCUCACCUAUCGCACACUUCAGCAUGCAGUCAAGACUCAACGCCGCAUCCAAGAACGCCAUGUUCUCACUACUGGCAUGGCUGCGCACCAAGCUCUAGACCGUGUUAACAAGCUGGAGAAGAUAGUGGAAUGCCAAUCUCGCUUCAUCUCACGCCUAGUCCGCGUAGUUCGCCACAUUGCACCGGAGAGACUCUUUCGCCCUUCUUCCACCGCUAGAGAGCCAUAUGAGCCUGACCUUGGUGAGUUCUCACUAGACUCAGAGCUUGGUUCAGAAGGCGAUGACCCCAUAGAUGAGGAAGAGAGUUCUUCUCACUGCCACACAUAG
Molecule: messenger RNA, 1581 nt
Organism: Microthlaspi erraticum
Lineage: Eukaryota; Viridiplantae; Streptophyta; Magnoliopsida; Brassicales; Brassicaceae
Source: the annotation of a GenBank genome assembly